Didymosphaeria variabile is the source of this 1593-nucleotide messenger RNA. RefSeq lists its product as uncharacterized. The record is from RefSeq and is a predicted model, not a curated record. Gene Ontology annotation, molecular function: transmembrane transporter activity. Gene Ontology annotation, biological process: transmembrane transport. Lineage: Eukaryota; Fungi; Ascomycota; Dothideomycetes; Pleosporales; Didymosphaeriaceae. Bases 1 to 1593 code for a protein of 530 amino acids. The transcript has 5 exons.
AUGGAGUCCGUUCCUGAAACCCACCGCGACCCCCACGCCAGCGAAGGCGCCGACCUCCAGCAAGAAAAGACCGACAACACCGACCGCAUCAUCACGUCCGACGACAAAAUCGAGCUCACCGACACCGACGCCUGGGAUAAGCUUGGCUACUCGUUCCCCACCUGGCGCAAAUGGCAGAUCCUAGGCGUUGUCUUCUGCAUCCAAAUCUCCAUGAACAUGAACGCGUCGCUAUACGCCAACGGCGUCGCCCGCAUCGCCGAGGAGCAUGGCAUCUCGAAGCAGGUAGCUCGUAUCCCGCAGAUGGCGUUCCUCGUUGCGUAUGCGUUUGGCUGCGAGCUUUGGGCGCCGUGGAGUGAAGAGUACGGACGCUGGCCGAUUCAGCAGCUCAGUCUGUUUUUGGUCAAUAUAUGGCAGAUUCCAUGUGCGUUGUCGAAGAACCUCGCGACUUAUAUUGUUUGUCGGACGUUGGGUGGGCUCUCGACAGCAGGGGGGUCAGUCACGCUGGGCGUGCUGGCGGAUAUGUGGGAGCCGGACGAGCAGGAGUACGCUGUUGCGUUCCUUGUGCUGUCCUCAGUUGGAGGAUCGGUCGUUGGCGCCAUCGUAGGUGGUUUCGUUGAGCAAUACUGCUCCCUGCCGUGGAUCUUCUGGGUCCAAUUGAUCGUCGGCGGAGCCACGCAGAUUCUCCACGCCGUAUGCAACCCCGAGACACGGUCUACAAUCUUGCUGGAUCGCGAAGCAAAGAGGAGGAGGAAGACGGGCGAGGACCCGAACGUGUAUGGCCCGAAUGAGAUUCGCAAGCGGAGAAUUACGUUGAAGGAGUUUAGAACUAUCAUUGGCAGGCCUUUCUACAUGUUUUUCACCGAGCCAAUCGUCCUCUGGCUUUCUCUGCUCAGCGGGUUCUCAGACGCGCUUAUCUUCACGUUCCUUCAGUCUUUCCAGCCAGUGUACGAGCAGUGGGGCUUUGGUACCGUCGGCAUCAGCUUGGCUUUUAUCCCCAUCUUGAUCGGCUAUUUCCUCUCCUACUUCUCCUAUCUCCCAUCCAUCCAUCAUUUCCGCGCCAAGCGCCGCAAAGGUAUUCCGCUCAAACCCGAAGUACGCCUCUGGUGGCUGCUCUUCCUGGCACCCCUCGAGACGAUCGGACUCUUCGGCUUUGCGUGGACAUCGUUAGGUCCUGACCACGGCAUCCCGUGGAUAGCACCCAUGAUCUUCUCUACCUUCAUUGCGAUUGCAAAUUACGCCAUAUACCAAUCCUCCAUCGACUAUCAAACUGCCGCCUACGGCGUGUACGCCGCGUCGGCAACAGGCGGCAACGACCUUGCGCGCGACUUCCUUGCCGGUAUCGCGGCGCUUUACUCUGCACCCAUGUAUGAAAACAUCCCUGGACGUCCGCUUGAAUAUGCCUCCACUAUUCUUGCGUGCCUGGCGUUCUUAGUGACCAUUCCAAUUUACAUUGUCUAUUGGAAGGGGCCGGAGAUCCGGGCGAAGAGUAAGUUCGCACAGAGCUUGGAUAAGAGUAGAGAGGUGGGAAGAGAGAAGAGAAGCAAGGUGAGCGUGAUAGGUGCAGGCGAGACGGAGAGAAAGGAGCGAGUGUAG